Molecule: messenger RNA, 1149 nt
Organism: Zygosaccharomyces rouxii
Lineage: Eukaryota; Fungi; Ascomycota; Saccharomycetes; Saccharomycetales; Saccharomycetaceae
Gene: PEX12
Product: ubiquitin-protein ligase peroxin 12
Exons: 1
Coding region: 1-1149 (382 amino acids)
Biological process (GO): protein import into peroxisome matrix; protein monoubiquitination
Cellular component (GO): peroxisomal membrane; peroxisomal importomer complex
Molecular function (GO): protein binding; zinc ion binding; ubiquitin-protein transferase activity
Source: RefSeq, a predicted model, not a curated record
AUGAGUUUCUAUUCGAAUUUACCAACGAGUGAGGUAUCGUCCUCACUCUAUCCAACCAUAUUUGAAAUCGUAUCGUCACAGGAGAUAGAUGCUCUUCUACCGGCUUCUGUAAGGUACAUCUUAACCAACUACUGGAUUGCAAGACAUCCCAAUAAGAUAACUCUGGCGAUAAACAACUAUUUUCAAGAAUGGUUCCAAGUGCUAUUGAAAGGAAUUGUGGAGUGGCAUCAUAUCAAAGAGUACAACUCGACGUUUGUAGACAGGUUUUACGGAUUACAGCGGUUUAACUGUUCAAACGAGGUUCUAGUGAGAAAACAGGCAAAAAACAAUAACACAAAGGUUUGGCCCCCUGGGUUGCAAUUUACCAAGGGUCAAAAGAGGGUUGUGUUCAUACAGAAGGUUAUAGUGCCCUAUUUGAAAGACAGAUUGGACGAGUUGGAGUCAAAAUGGGUUGCGCAGUCGACGUUCCAAGAGCAACGUAAUGACAAGAGAAAUUUGAUUAGAAGAUUCGUCACGCAUGUCUAUCCAGUGUUCAAAAAAAGCUGGUAUCUCUUGGAUCUUUUCACCAAAUUGCUGUUCCUAGCAGGUAGGAUUGGAUCCGUUUCAUUUUUGGAAUAUUUGUUCAAGAUUGAGUAUACAAGGGCUGUAUUACCGUUAAGCGGAGGGGACGCAAGACCCAAGAGUGUGAGUCAAGCCAACAGACCUCAAAGGCAAAAUCUUUAUGCAUUAGUGAGCCGAUUCCAAAGAAUUUUAGCUAAUGUGGGAAAUACUUCAGCUUACUUGGGGUCACAAUUUUUCCCAGCUUUUAUAUUUAUGCUCAGAGUCUAUCAAUGGUGGACUACACAGGAUCUUGGCGCUAAGUUACAGAGAAAAUUAAACGAUAUCGAUAAAGAUAUUCCUAGGACUAAUAAUAAAACUGAUGGUAAAGGUAAAAGUACAGGUACAGACUGCCCAAUAUGUCAUCAAAGGAUCCAAAACGCCUGCGUUUUGGAGACAGGUUAUGCUGCAUGUUAUCCCUGUGCCUUAGAUCAUUUGACUAAUAACGAGGGGAAAUGUCCAGUAACGGGUAAAAAACUGUUGGGUUGUACUUAUGAUAAGGAGUUGCAAAAAUGGAAGGUGGUGACUGGUGUAAGGAAACUUCUUAUCUAA